UUCUUUCUAACACCCCCAUUACUCUUGUGUCCUAUCGUCCCCACUACAUUCUUUCACUGACUCUCGUUCGUUCGUUCCCCACCGAUGAAAACCAUUAUACCACUUUUGCUGGCACUCGCGGUGUCAACGCUUGCCGCCAAUGUUCCCCGGCGUCCUCCAAGAGCGGAGCACGUCGUUCGUCAGGAGAACAACCCUGAUCCUACUGUUGGCGGUAGCCCGGAUGGAGGCUGGCAGUCAAUGCCCCAAGUCGCAGAUGCAACGGCGUAUCCAAAUUGGACGUUAAAUGAUUCUGGGGCCAUGCUCGUGGGUCCUUCGUCAUGACCUCGGAUUUUCUAUUUUCCAACGUAUGAUAUCGCAGCCUGUCUAUCAAACAACUGGGCUAAUCCCGAACGAGGUGACCAGAGCAGUUAUCGUUCUACCUGGGAAACCUCGUGAUUGCUGGUACUAUUGGAACGCUAUGAAUAACGCUCUUUAUCUGGCUAAUUAUCAGAAUUCCUCUAUCUCCCGUUCCCAAAUAUCUAUCAUGGCACCAUGCUUCUGGACUCAAGUCGAUGUGGAAGCUGGCGCAGCUCAGGCCGACGUUUUGAUCUGGGGCAUGACGACGUGGAUCAGUGGGCACGAAAAUGUCGGUCCUACCGGCGUCUCUGAUUAUAGUAGCUUCAAGGCCCUCGAUGCGUUAAUUGAGCAUUACAUGAACAAGAGUGUAUAUCCAAACCUAAAAACUGUUGUUCUGGCAGGACAUUCUGCGGGAGGUCAGACUGUCCAGCGUUACGCUGGCUUACGCCAGACAACCGAGAACGACGACCGUCUUCAUUUCUGGGUCGGUAAUCCCGGCUCACUCAUGUGGCUUUCCGCUGACCGACCGUACCCUAACGCGUCAUGUUCCGGUAUAGACGACUACAAAUACGGCUUGGCAGGCGAUUUCCCUGCGUACGGGAGUAAACUCGAUCGGGAUUCAAUUCUGUCUUUGUAUAAUUCACGGAUUGUGAAUUACGCCUGGGGAACGGCUGACAAUGGAAAUGGAGACACUAGAUGUGAGGCGGAGACACAAGGCUCUACGCACUAUACCCGAGGCCAGAAUUUUGUCAGUAUGGUUAAUGCGACUUUCGGAUGGCCAGCGAAUGCCACUGUGGACUGGGUAGAGGGCGUGUCACACGAUAAUGUGGGCAUGAUGGAAAGUGCUGAGGGAAUCGAUAAAUUAUUUGUCUACUGAUCUGGGUUAAGUUUCCUUCUACUUAGAAUCUAGAUAAUUCCUUCAUUCUUGACCCAAAUCGAGUUUUCAGGUAUACUCUACAUAGACCCAAAACCGCGUUGAGGGUUGUUUCCUAUUGUUUCAUCGUCGGUGUGGGCAGGGUAGUGUGCAUGUCAGAACUUUGAGAUUUUUGAACUCUACAAAUCGUUUAGUUUUAUGUGGCCUGAUGGUCUAGGAGUA
Messenger RNA from Lentinula edodes (shiitake mushroom), 1432 nucleotides. RefSeq lists its product as uncharacterized. The transcript has 7 exons. Lineage: Eukaryota; Fungi; Basidiomycota; Agaricomycetes; Agaricales; Omphalotaceae. The coding region runs from base 284 to 1213 and encodes 309 amino acids. The record is from RefSeq and is a predicted model, not a curated record.